GAGAGGGAAUGUAGGGGUGUUUGAAAUUAGAGAAAUCAGUAUUGAUACAACUGGGGUGUAAGCUGCCCAAACAAAAUGUGAGAUGCUCCAAUUUACAUUUCGCUUCACUCUGACAAUGGAGGAGGCCUAGGACAAAAUGUUCUGUGUGGGAAUGGGAGGGGGAAUGAAAGUGUUUGGCAACCGGGAGAUCAGGUAGAUCCAGGCGGACUGAGCGAAACAAAUCAUCCACUCUGCGUUUGGUCUCGCCGGUGUACAAGAGUCCACAUCAUGAACAGCAGAUACCGUAGAUGAGGUUGGAGGAGGUGCAAGUGAACCUGAAAGGACUGUCGGGGUCCCUGGACAGAGUCGAGGGGGGAGGUACAGGGACGGGUGUUGCAUCUCCUGCGGUUGCAGGGGAGGGUACCUGGGGAGGUGGUGGUUUGGGUGGGAAGAGACAAGUUAACCAGGGAGUUACGGGGGGAACGGUCUCUGCUGAAGGCGGGAAGGGGUGGAUGCCACAAUCAGUUACUGAAACAUACUGGGUAUCAGUUGCACAGUUUGUUUUCUCUCCUGCUCUUUGAAAACUGUCCCUUCAUGUCACCUCCGUGUGAAUGAACAUUUGCUUUCACUGCUCCUUGCAGCACUCAUGGGACUCUUUCAAGCUCAUUUUGAAUUUAAGAUUCUAAUGUUCACAAAUUCUCAGUAAACAUCAAUGUGUUAGGAAAUUUUGAGAGUAAAACAUUUCAGACAGUCGUAACUUCUAAGGCGCCUCGGAACAAAUAUAGUUUCAUUUCAUAAUUACCUAUGAAGUGAAAGAGUGUGUGGCAGGAGAAAGCAAUGAGCAGUGAUAGAGGAGAAUGGAGGGGUUAAGUGUGAAGUAUAUAGAGGUGACCUGGCUGACUAGGAGGGUGUGAAGUGCUGGGGAGAAUAGCUGCUGCUGCUGCUGCUGCUGUGUGUUGCAGUAACACCACCAAGCCACUGUGACUCAGGAAGGAAAUUGCACUAGCAGCAUCCUCUGCUUUCUCAGCAUUGAUUGCACCACGGCAGGAGCUGUUUGAAGGUUAGACAGAUGAAUGAAGAAGGCAAGCCACAGAGGUUAUCUUCAGUUGCAGAGCCAGCCUGUGCUGGAGGACUGGGGCCUGGAGCCAUCACACUGUGCUGAAGGAGAGAAACGUGAGCUUGCUGCAACACUGCGGUGCUGCUGCAGAUAACACUGCCAUCCGAGGUAAACAGGAGGCUGCAAGAGGCAGAGGGGGAGCGAGAAAACACACUGCAGGGCAGGCACUGCCCUUACAGACAACACCAAGACACACACUGCCGGGGAGAGGAGAGGAGAGGAGAGGAGGCUGUGUACAUUGUGAAGCUGGAUGUGCCUGAUCAGCACCAAGUGCAGGUAAUGUGAUUGAAACAUCCCUGCUCCCUGCUCCGUGCCUCCCUUCAGCAGCAGAGCUCUUCAUUCAGCAGCGUCUGGAGCAUGUUUGUUCUACGUGCCUCAUGUUGCAGCGUUUGCUGCCAUUAGGAGGUGGAGAGGAAGAGCAGUCAGACUUUGGUGUUGUCAGGCUGUCACGGAGAGCACCUGCCUCCACAGAGUCUUUGCACGGAUGCAGGAGCGUGGGGUUGCUGACUACUGCUGCUGACUACACUGCAGCCUUGCUUGUGUGAAUGGGAGGUGCGUGCGUGGUGCUGGUGCACAGAGACAAGGCGGCACGGUGCAGACAUGGAUCGAGGGUGUGAGUGCAACCGCAGCCUGUGAACCCGGCCCCCUGUACCGCCGUGUGGACCCCCGCGGGCCCAUGGCGUGUCUGAAACAGCAGCAGGCCGCCAUCAAGAUGGAGGCGGUGAAGAUCGUGCCAGCGGACAAGUUAGUGGAGUGUUCGGGGUCACAGUCCCGCUACGGGCCGUCAGGGUGUACACGGGACCCUCCGCCCGUGGGCAAGUGUGCCUGGCCUCUACAAUCAGAGAUCAUCACCAACCAGGCAUGUACCGACAUGCCGGGCCUGGACAAAGGCCGUAGCCCCAACCGGUUAGCCAGGACUCCGCCCCGCACCGACAAGUGUAGCCACGGACACCGCAAGGCCAGCGCCGAGAUGUGCUUCCACCGGCAGGCCCCGGCCGACGAGGUGAUUGUCAACCAGUACGUGCUCCACCAGUCGGCUGUGUCUGAGCCUCUGGAAUGUCCCACCUGUGGCCAUGUGUACAAUGCCACCAACAAGAGGCCACGCAUCCUCUCCUGCCUGCACUCUGUGUGUGAGGAAUGCCUGCAGAUCCUGUACGAGUCCUGCCCCAAGUACAAGUUCAUCUCCUGCCCUACCUGCCGCCGCGAGACCGUCCUCUUCACUGACUAUGGCCUGGCCGCUCUGGCCGUCAACACCAGCAUCCUAGCCCGUCUGCCCACCGUGGCCCUGACGGCCAACCCAGGCCAGUGGGGUGGCGAGGCUGACCGUAGCUGCUACCAGACCUUCCAGCAGUACUGCGGCGCUGUCUGCAGCUGCCACCUACGUAACCCUCUGGCCUCCUGCACCAUCAUGUAGGAGCGGAGACACAGGGGAGGCCACAAGGUCACUACUACAACCAGGAGAAGCAUUACGCCAAAACCAAACAAUUUGCUGUGUUUUUGCAGCACCCUUUACGGUAAAUUACCUGUAACUGAAUUAUCUCAUCUGGGAGUUUCUGUGUUUUCUGUGAAAUCAAAGGUAUCCAAUUGAGACUGGCAAGUUUGAUGCUGUCCUUGAGUGGGGCACUGGUAACUCUACCUACCUGCACAAACCUGACUUUGACUUUGGGACUGCUCUCUCCACUCACUAUUAUACAAUGCCUAAAACCAUCGCCAGUGCAGCGACUUACCCUGAGGGCCGCUACUGUUCAGUAUUUAAUAUGUUCUAGGUCCACGCUUCAGUGUCAGGGUCACUCCAGCCCAGGCUCAGGCCUUUAGCAGGAUGCCAAAUCUGCAAGGACAUCUUUUUUAACCUAAAUUUUAGAUCUUGGUCUUUAGAUGGAGAGCAAAGGGUUGACUUACCUCUAACUGCGAGCAUCCUGGCAUAAGCCACAGACUUGUGGCUAGCUUUGCUGACGUCACAAGCAGGUUGUUAGCUUGCUUGCAGUUACAGCCCCGAGUAGCACCGUGAGAGAGAGCACACCCAGCUCUCUGCAGCUCUGGUGAUGCCCAGCACAAGAGGGUUAACAAUGACUUGUUUCCCCAUCAUCCUCCGUCAGAGUAACCAGAUAAUGUAUUGUGAUUAUUUUAACCUCAACCCCCACCCCAGGCCCGUGGCCCUGACUCCACACAGACUGGCACAUCUGGGCCACACCAUGAUGGACAAGGUCCUUGUCUUCAUCAUUGAGUAUUGUGUAUGGAGCGCCUCCAAAGGUAACGGUGCUGGAGUCACCAUAACAGUGCUAGCAACAUAAAGAAUGUUUCUUUAUUGAUUGUAUUCUGUGAAUAAACUCUAUAUCAGACCUUACACUUGUAUUUGUGCUACU
Molecule: messenger RNA, 3459 nt
Organism: Leucoraja erinaceus (little skate)
Lineage: Eukaryota; Metazoa; Chordata; Chondrichthyes; Rajiformes; Rajidae
Gene: rnf208
Product: ring finger protein 208
Exons: 1
Coding region: 1773-2510 (245 amino acids)
Biological process (GO): protein ubiquitination
Molecular function (GO): ubiquitin protein ligase activity
Source: RefSeq, a predicted model, not a curated record